This is a messenger RNA of Aspergillus steynii IBT 23096, 750 nucleotides long. RefSeq names its product DUF4396 domain-containing protein. The transcript has 2 exons. Bases 7 to 663 code for a protein of 218 amino acids. The record is from RefSeq and is a predicted model, not a curated record. NCBI's taxonomy places the organism in Eukaryota, Fungi, Ascomycota, Eurotiomycetes, Eurotiales, Aspergillaceae.
CUCAUCAUGCUGUCUACGCGUCUUUGUCCUUUGUCCCCGCGCAUAUCCAGGGGUAGUGGUCAGCAUAUUUUAUUAUCACUUAGACCCUUCUCGACGAUCUCCCCACGACAAGCAUGUCCGAAAUCAUCCUGCGCUGGAAAAAACACUCCGUCCCCAGCCAGCCAUAACCCUGGGCAGGAUUCGAAUUCAAACGCAGAUACUAGAUCGCUUCUCCGCGCUUCUUUCUGGAGUAGCCGUCCGACAUGGAAACGCGCAUCUAUCAACACCUUGCGCUGCUUAGUCGGCUGCACGAUCGGCGACUUCUCGGCCCUCUGGGUCCUGCAAACCUAUCUUCCUGGUCUCGGAAUGGGCACUAUCAUGGGAUUAUCAAUGGCAAGCGGGAUCUCAACAUCCAUCCUCCUCGAAACCAUGCUUCUCAAGCACGGCCCCGACAAGCUCCCCCUUCCCGCGGCAUUUCGCACCGCAACGGGCAUGAGCCUUGUCUCUAUGCUCGCCAUGGAAGCGGCCGAGAACGCUGUCGACUGGCAUCUAACCGGCGGCGUGGUGGCGGUGCAGGACCCGGCGUUCUGGGCCGCCGCGGCGGUGAGUAUCGCGGCGGGGUUUUUGGCGCCUUUACCGUAUAAUUAUGUGAGGUUGAGGAGGUGGGGAAGGAGUUGUCAUUGAUUUUGGGUUGGAGAGAGCUUGUUUGUAUUACUAUUGCUAUUAUUUGGAAGGGUAGUGUUCUGUGUAUUAUAUCAUCUCCACUCAGAU